CGCGCGCAGGAUACGCGUCUGGCUUCGCUCGCGACGCAGAUCUGUUUCCGCCGGAAGUCCAGUGAGCGGAGAGAAGCACUUCCUGGAGAGUGUUUGUGCUGCUGCUGCUUGAGUGUUUGUGUUGUUUAGUCUCUCAGACUCGCUGUUUUUCUCUCUUUAUCAUGGUUUAUUCUCGUGUUGGUGUCUGCUGUCCGCGCUGACUGCUGUCCGCUCUGGUAUGGAGUCUCCAGCGGUGGAUGAUGAUAUCUGUAUCCUGAAGCAUGAGACGGCGUAUGGGCCGCCCGAGAGCCCCGUGUCCGUGUGCGCCGGAGACGAGUCGGUGGCGUCUCACUUCGCUCUGGUCACUGCCUACGAGGACAUCAAGAAGAGACUCCGCGACACGGAGAAGGAGAACGGCCUGCUGCGCCGGAGAGUCAAGCAGCUGGAGGACAAGCAUUUCCGUCCCGAAGCGCCUCCGUCUGAAGGACCGCAGUACAUGAACAAAGCCUUCAGUGCGUACCGCGGUAUCUACAUAGAGAAGGAGGACUUACAGAUGGAGCUCAACAAAGUGAAAAAAGAGAAGCUGGAUUCAGAGAGGCUUCUGACGGAGCAGCUGCAGGCCAAAGAGCUGGAGCUUCUGCAGCUCAGAUCAGAGAUGGAGACGAGCCAAGUGAUGAAGAGUCUGACGGAUACGGCCGAUUACUGGCAGGUGGACCGACGCAGCAGUGAAAUGAAGAUCCACUCUCUGCAGGAGCAGCUGGAGCGCUUGCAGUUAGAGAACGACGCGCUGCACAAGCUCUGCAGGGCCGGACAGGAUGUUUGUGAAAACUGUGUAGUUGAUGAAGAUCAGUCUCAUGAAGUUCUGACAGACAUCAGGGCGAUGGCCAUCGUUCAGUCGUAUCAGGACAUCCUCAGUGAAGUGUCCCGUAUGCAGUCAGCCGUUCGCUCUCAGACGGAGCUGGUGAGGAAGAUGAGAGACAGACCAGCGCUGCCCGUCUUCAGACGAGCUGCUUCAACUGUUCCAGUGCAGUGCCUGGAUGAUGUGCAGAGGAGCAGCGUCCCUCGUCCUCCCAGCGCGCCUCCGCUGCCCUCGGCCUCCGACGGCCCCCAGGAGCCCUGGCCCAUGCCGCGUCCGGCCCCGCUGGGGAGCCCUGGCGUGCGGCUCAAUCCUCCUCUGCGCAUGAGCUCGCUGGACGACAGCUCCUGGUCCUUCCCCAGCCCUCCUCGACCCAGUGAUGCUCUGUUCUGGGACCAAACCAAGCCCAAGAGCCCCGCCGGCGACUGGGCCCAACCCUACUGAGUCCCGGCCCCGGCCCUCCACACCUUACCUGCCUUAACACACACAUCCCUCUCUGGAUGAUCCCGGAUGAGCAAAUACCUCGAGCAGACUGGGACGGAGAAACCCUUGAGCAGAUGCGUUUCUGACUAGGGUUGGGUAUCGUUUGAUCUUUAUCAAUUCUGAGUCCGAUUCUUAUCAAUUCCCAAAAAUGUCAAACAUAUUUGUGACCCUGGACCACAAAACCAGUCAUAAGGGCUAAAAGCUGAAUAAACAAGCUUUCCAUUGAUGUAUGGUUUGUUGGACAAUAUUUGUCUGAGAUGCAACUAUUUGAAAAUCUGGAAUCUGAGGGUGCAAAAAAAUCUAAAUAUUGAGAAAAUCACCUUUAAAGUUGUUCAAAUGAAGUUCUUAGCAAUGCAUAUUACUAAUCAAAAAUGAAGUUUGAUAUAUUUAUGGUAGGAAAUUUACUAAAGAUUUUCAUGGAACAUGAUCUUAAUAUCCUAAUGAUUUUUGGCAUAAAAGAAAAAUGUAUAAUUUUGACCCAUACAAUGUAUUGUUGGCUAUUGCUACAAAUAUAGCUGUGCUGCUUAUGACUGCUUUUGUGCUGCAGGGUUAAUUGCAGCUGAACACCAUGAACAAAAAAUCAGCCGGCUACAUAUAUUGACUUGAUUAAGAGAUGUUUGUGUGCAAAAUAGAGCUGCAUGAUUCUGGAUAAAUUGCGACUUUUAAAUGGAGGUUGUGGUUCUCUCACAAUUCUGAAGAAAAAACUUUAGACAACUAAACAAAAUCUCAAGGAAUGUAUGAAUGGAAUGAUUCAAUGACUCACUCAAGAUUCGCUCAUUUCAUUACUGAAUGAAUCAGUGUUUUUGAAUGAAUUUUUUUGAAGACAUAUACAUUUUUAACAGCCCCUUUUCGAAUUGCCAGGUGGAAUUGAAUUUUUAAUUUGACCGAUUCUGGAAUUGGAAUUGAUUUUUGAUUCCCAACCCUAUUCCUGACCUGAAAUUGUGAUUCACUGUCUCCUAUAGGCUUGUGUUUUAUCUCCUGGGUCGAGUCGAUUCUAUUAAGCGUAACGGAUCCUGUCUUGUAUUUAUGAAUGUGUAAAGGGAAGGUUUUAGUAGCUCAAGCACUCCUCAAAGGUUGUUUCUUUAGAAACACGUCUGUCGUGUGUUGAUGCCCGUACCAUACUGCUGUUCAAAUCAGAGAAAAUGAUGUUUUAGUGUUUAGAUUUAGUCAAUAAAUGAGUGGAUCUGUAGGCGGCGGGUGUGUAUGUGCAAGUUAUUUAGCUUUAAACAGGGUCUCACAGUCAACCUGGAAAUUUCUAUAUUAAAAAGUCUUUCUGUAGUAAAUGAUUUGCUCUUUUUAGGGGCCAAGCACUUGUUGUAUCUGUUAGUUUUCGUAUUCAUUCUUCUUCUGCUAAGGAAGUCUGUGGCUGCCCAUAGAAUCGCUUGCGGGAAAGUUGUGAAAUUUGGCACACAGAUAAAGGACAGUCUCAACAUUAAUCACACCAAGUUUGGAGUCUCUAACUCAAACCCUCUAGCGCCACCAACAGCUCAAAGUUGCACGCAUGUUUAUGCUAAUAAUAAUAAUUCAGAAUUCCUCUUAAAAACAAAAUUCCUCCGAUUUCUUGGCUCGAUUUGAUUGCACACUAUGACGUCAUUUCGAAAAUUUUCCCGCCGUUUUGAGUAUUUUGAAUAAUCAUCUUCUUUUCUAACUCCUCUUAGGCCAUUGCUCCAAUUUUCACAAAGUUUGUACCAAAUCAUCUUCAGACCAUGCCGACAAAAAUUGUAUUAGUUUAUUAGUUGAUUAGUGAAACCGUUCUAAAAUAACGUGUGCACGAAUUUCACGAAGAGCAUGCCAAAAUGGACGCGAGGCUGUAUCUUCAUCUUUAGCAUAUUUAAACCAAACUUGGUGUGUUAUAACGACCAUGAUCUGAAGUUACCUGCACAGUUUUGACAAGGCGCCACCUAGUGGACAGGAGUUUUGAAAAUUUAUAUUUUUAAUUAUAACUUCUGAACGAUUUGGCCAAAAAUCACAAGAUUGGUCAUUUUACCUUCGUGACGACGUACCAAGUUGAAAGAUACCCAAUAUUCCCAUGUCAGCCAUUUUGAAUUUUAUCGUAAAAUGCUGUUUUUUACGAAUGCAUUGGUGUAUUGUUACAAAACUCGGUGUGUAUCUUCGGCACCAUGCCCUGAAGGUACUCAGAAAGCUUUGGGCAAUUAUAAUAUCAUUUAAAGAAAAAUACUUUUAUUAACUUUUGAAUAGUUUUGCCUACUAGUCUUAGAUUAUGCUGAGAACGUUAAUACCAAUUAUACCAUAAUUGGCCGAACUUCCUGUCCGCCGUUUUAAUUCCUCAGAAAUUUUUUUUUCGUACUUCUAGACCAUUGGUCCGAUUUUCACCAAAUUCUACUCAGAUCAUCUUCAGGUUAUGCUGGCAAGUUUGUGUCGAUAGACAGAACAAAUUUCAUUUACCGCAUUAACGAAUUUGCUGGCAUGGUGCCAAAUUGCAUCCGAGGCUGUAUCUCUGCAAAGCUUCGACAUACUGACACCAAAUUUUAUGUGUCAUUGUCACCUCACACUGACCAUGCCACAUCAAUUUGAUAACAGCGCCACCUAGUGGUCAAAAGCGAUAAACCAUUAAAUCAUAUUUGUAGUGAUUGCAUUUGCUUUUUUUCUGCUAUUUUGACUGAAAUGAUCUUAAAAUGUCUUUAAUCACUAGUUCUUGUGGUUGAUCUGAUGCUCGCUGCCUUGCUUAGCUCCUCACUCCACACUGUAUUUCUGAUUCUCGCAAUUCUUGAAAAAUCAGAAACUAAAGCUGUGGGAACCCUGUUUAAAGUCGACAUGAAACAAGCCAUUUUACUUCAGUAAUCCGAUGAGUAUUUAUUAAGAAAAUUGGAUUUUAUUCAUCAGAAAUCGAUCAAAUCUGAUUGGGUUUCGUCUAAAUUGUACGUGUUGAUGAAUGAUUACAAAAACAAUGUUUAUUUUUUUCUUUAUAAUAAUGUGCACUGAUGCAUCAUUUAAAGUAAUUUUUGCAUUCGAAGAUGUUUGUAAAAGUAUACAUGGCCAAAAUCUGAGACCUUAAAGGCAUUAGUAAUGUACAGAGACACAAGCAGUCUGUGUUUCUAAAGACGGACGAGUGUUUGUCACAGAUCACAGUAAAAUGUUUCGUCUCGAUACUAAUUGCAUUCUGUCAUGUUAAAAGAAAUGUGAAGCACAAAGUUGAUGAAAAAUCGAUUGUAUGUGUAUAUAAACUUCUAGUAGUGCUACAGGCCGGACUUUGAGAAACAAACUGGUAUCAAAGGUUGUCUUGUGUUUAAAAGCUUGUAAUGCAUUUGCCGAUUUGAUUUGACAGCUGUCAUGUGACCACAAUCCUCAUCACGGAGAGCCAAUCCGCAGAUGGACACUGGAAACGUUUGGAAGUUUGAUUUGACGUGAAACAUGUUCGGCUCUACUGCGACAGAUCUGUGAACCAAAAUGCAAUGUACAGUAGAUUAUUUUUUAGGAUUAUUAAUCCUGAAAAAAUUGUAAAUAUUCAAUAAAUGAAUUCAUGUGAACAUU
Onychostoma macrolepis is the source of this 4810-nucleotide messenger RNA. RefSeq names its product 5-azacytidine induced 2 (gene azi2). NCBI's taxonomy places the organism in Eukaryota, Metazoa, Chordata, Actinopteri, Cypriniformes, Cyprinidae. Gene Ontology annotation, cellular component: cytoplasm. Bases 218 to 1279 code for a protein of 353 amino acids. Gene Ontology annotation, biological process: canonical NF-kappaB signal transduction. The record is from RefSeq and is a predicted model, not a curated record. The transcript is spliced from 8 exons.